Messenger RNA from Pongo pygmaeus (Bornean orangutan), 4991 nucleotides. It is a transcript of the gene PPP6R2, whose product is annotated as protein phosphatase 6 regulatory subunit 2. The coding region runs from base 1271 to 4156 and encodes 961 amino acids. Lineage: Eukaryota; Metazoa; Chordata; Mammalia; Primates; Hominidae. Gene Ontology annotation, cellular component: cytosol; nucleus. The record is from RefSeq and is a predicted model, not a curated record. The transcript is spliced from 23 exons. Gene Ontology annotation, molecular function: protein phosphatase binding; protein phosphatase regulator activity.
UAGUGCGUUUCAGAGAGAGGAGCAUCUGAUAUGUGUGUGGAGGCAGCCAUCUUUUCCUGAAAGCCCUUUUAGGAAUCAUUAUUUCUGGUCCUCUGAAGUUUGCUACUACCACUCAUAAAUAUCUAUCCACACCCCUUACAGGAAGAAUAAGGAAGAUCUUAAGACCUAGAAGGAAAACUGAUUGCAGACCAGGCUUGGUGGCUCAAUGCCUGUAAUCCCAGCACUUUGGGAGGCCAAGGCGGGCAGAUUGCUUGAGCUCAGCAGUUCGAGGCCAAGCUGGGCAACAUAGUAAAUCCCUGUCUCUACAAAAAAAAAAAAAAAAAAAACACGGAACCCCCCCCACCCCAAAAUCAAAACUGAGUGUAAUGUCAGUGUAUAUAUGGAGUCCCUUGUGCUGAAAGUCAAAGCAGCUUCAUUUUGGGGCCUUAAGAGCUGCAGCUCUGGGCUCUUCACAUCUAAGUCCGUGAGCAGCGCCCACCCCAGUGGUGUGUAUAGGUUGGAGGCUGCAGGGCGACACUCUCAGCUGCAGCUGGUGCGUGCUGGGGAGCCUGUGCAGAACGGUACAAGUAGGAAAGUGCCGUCUGCAUGGGAAGAAAAAUGCAGUGUCCUUGUAGUACGGAUGGGGUCCAGGAGACCCAGGAGCUGCCCAGAGGACCUGGUGGCAUGCUGUAGAAAGCAGCCAGGUAGGUACUGGGGCCAGGAGAGGUUUUGGAGCUGAGACGAGAUGUGCAGACGUCAAGUGAGUUUGAAUUAGCCAAAGCCAGAGGCUGUGGGAGUAUGGCUGGACGGUGGAGGCUCCCAUGUCAGGGGUCCUAGAGCAGCACCGGCUUUACAGUCAGACAAACCUGAGCAUUUACAUCUGUGGUCAGCCUUUUGUUUUUCUAAGUAAAACAUUAGAUGAGAUAAAUUCCAUCUACUGUUACUAUAAUUUUUUAAAUGUUACAUGUAACAUUGAAAAGAUUUAUAAUCUCACAGUAAAGUUUUAACUUUGUUAAAGAUGUAGGCUUUAUGUUUUCACUUUCUAUGAGAAUAGUGAAAACUUUGUUGCUAACCAGCCCUGGCCUGCAGAGUGACAUGGAGGCGCUAGGGAGGACUGUCCAGACAAAGACGGCAAGAUGCAGAGUGACGUGGAGGCGCUAGGGAGGACUGUCCGGACAAAGACGGCAAGAGCUGGGAUGUUUGGGAAGCAAAGGAGGGGCUGGAUCAGCGGUGAUUCCUCAAGACCUAGUGCCCAGUUGGUGGAUGUGCGAGGAGCUCCGCGGCCGUCACGAUGUUCUGGAAGUUUGACUUGAACACCACGUCCCAUGUUGACAAGCUGCUGGACAAGGAGCAUGUGACGCUGCAGGAGUUAAUGGAUGAAGAUGACAUCUUGCAGGAGUGUAAGGCUCAGAACCAGAAGCUGCUGGACUUCCUGUGCAGGCAGCAGUGCAUGGAGGAGCUGGUGAGCCUCAUCACACAGGAUCCGCCCCUGGACAUGGAGGAGAAGGUCCGCUUCAAAUAUCCAAACACAGCCUGUGAGCUUCUGACUUGUGAUGUGCCGCAGAUCAGCGACCGCCUCGGUGGGGAUGAGAGCCUGCUGAGCCUCCUGUAUGACUUCCUGGACCAUGAGCCACCCCUCAAUCCUCUGCUCGCCAGUUUUUUCAGCAAGACCAUUGGCAAUCUCAUUGCAAGAAAAACCGAACAGGUGAUUAUAUUUUUGAAGAAGAAGGACAAGUUCAUCAGCCUGGUGUUGAAGCACAUUGGCACCUCAGCGCUUAUGGACCUGCUGCUGCGCCUGGUCAGCUGUGUGGAGCCAGCCGGGCUCCGGCAGGAAGUCCUGCACUGGCUGAAUGAAGAGAAGGUCAUCCAGAGGCUUGUGGAGUUGAUCCAUCCAAGCCAGGAUGAAGAUAGGCAGUCAAAUGCUUCUCAGACUCUCUGUGACAUAGUUAGGCUGGGCAGAGACCAGGGCAGUCAGCUGCAAGAGGCUCUGGAGCCAGACCCGCUCCUCACAGCGCUGGAGUCCAGGCAGGACUGUGUGGAGCAGCUUCUGAAGAACAUGUUUGAUGGAGACCGGACAGAGAGCUGCCUCGUCAGUGGGACUCAGGUGUUACUCACCUUGCUGGAAACCAGGCGGGUUGGGACAGAGGGCUUGGUGGACUCCUUUUCUCAGGGACUGGAAAGGUCAUACGCUGUCAGCAGCAGCGUACUACACGGCAUCGAGCCUCGGCUGAAGGACUUCCACCAGCUCCUGCUCAACCCACCCAAGAAGAAAGCGAUCCUGACCACCAUUGGUGUGCUGGAGGAGCCUCUAGGGAAUGCCCGUCUGCAUGGCGCCCGCCUCAUGGCAGCACUGCUGCACACAAACACACCCAGCAUCAACCAGGAGCUCUGCCGGCUCAACACUAUGGACUUACUGCUGGACUUGUUCUUUAAGUACACCUGGAAUAACUUUUUGCACUUCCAAGUGGAACUAUGCAUAGCCGCUAUUCUCUCCCACGCCGCCCGUGAGGAGAGGACAGAAGCCAGCGGAUCCGACAGCAGGGUGGAGCCUCCACAUGAGAACGGGAACCGGAGCCUGGAGACUCCCCAGCCUGCCGCCAGCCUCCCUGACAACACAAUGGUGACCCACCUGUUCCAGAAGUGCUGCCUGGUGCAGAGGAUCCUGGAGGCCUGGGAAGCCAACGACCACACGCAGGCAGCGGGUGGCAUGAGACGUGGGAACAUGGGCCACCUCACGCGGAUCGCCAACGCGGUAGUGCAGAACCUGGAACGGGGCCCUGUGCAGACGCACAUCAGCGAGGUCAUCCGAGGGCUACCUGCGGAUUGCCGCGGCCGCUGGGAGAGCUUCGUGGAGGAGACACUGACGGAGACCAACCGCAGGAACACUGUGGACCUGGUGAGCACUCACCACCUUCACUCCUCGAGUGAGGACGAGGACAUUGAGGGUGCUUUCCCUAACGAGCUGUCCCUUCAGCAGGCCUUCUCCGACUACCAGAUCCAGCAGAUGACAGCCAACUUCGUGGAUCAGUUUGGCUUCAAUGAUGAGGAGUUUGCAGACCAGGACGACAAUAUCAACGCCCCGUUUGACAGGAUCGCGGAGAUCAACUUCAACAUCGACGCUGACGAGGACAGUCCCAGCGCAGCUCUGUUUGAGGCCUGCUGCAGCGACCGCAUCCAGCCCUUUGAUGACGAUGAGGAUGAGGACAUCUGGGAGGACAGUGACACUCGCUGUGCCGCCCGGGUGACGGCCAGAGCCAGGUUUGGAGCCCCCCAUGCUUCAGAGAGUUGCUCAAAGAAUGGCCCAGAGCGUGGAGGCCAGGACGGGAAUGGGAGCUUGGAAGCACACAGAGAUGCACCUGGGGCAGGUGCCCCACCGGCCCCCAGGAAGAAGGAAGCCCCCCCUGUGGAGGGUGACUCAGAAGCAGGCGCCAUGUGGACGGCAGUGUUUGAUGAGCCAGCGAACUCGACGCCCACAGCCCCAGGAGUGGUGAGGGAUGUGGGUUCCAGUGUGUGGGCAGCUGGCACCUCAGCUCCAGAGGAGAAAGGCUGGGCCAAGUUCACCGACUUCCAGCCUUUCUGCUGCUCCGAGUCAGGGCCCAGGUGCAGCUCUCCGGUGGACACAGAACGCAGCCAUGCUGAGGGCAGCCGGAGCCAAGGCCCCGAGAAAGCCUUCAGCCCGGCUUCUCCAUGUGCCUGGAACGUGUGUGUCACCAGGAAAGCCCCCCUGCUGGCCUCUGACAGCAGCUCCUCUGGGGGCUCCGGCAGCAAGGAUGGCAACCAGAGGGCAGCGAGUGCCAUGGAUGCGGUGAGCAGGGGUCCUGGCCGGGAGGUCCCCCCGCUGCCCACAGUGGCCAGGACAGAGGAGGCUGUCGGCAGGGUCGGGUGUGCUGACAGCCGGCCGCUCAGCCCUGCCUGCCCCACGCCAAAGGAAGUGACUGCUGCCCCAGCCGUGGCUGUGCCCCCCGAGGCUACUGUGGCCAUCACCACAGCACUGAGCAAGGCUGGCCCCGCCAUACCCACCCCAGCAGUCUCCUCGGCAGUGGCCGUGGUGGCCCCCCUAGGGCCCAUCAUGGCAGUCACAGCAGCCCCAGCCAUGGUGGCCACCCUGGGGACAGUGACAAAAGACGGGAAGACAGAUGCCCCGCCGGAAGGAGCUGCCUUAAAUGGCCCCGUGUGAUGCUGCUGCCGCCCGGCCACGGCCCGCCCUGGUCAGGCUGCAUCCUUAAUCGAGAAAACUACCUGGUGAUGCAAUCUCUUUUUUUUUUUAAUUUAAUUUAAUUUUAAAAUAAAUGCUGCAUUGGUAAAGCUGGCAGUUGAAACCAGUUGGACGGCCCAGCUUGCGUCUCUUCUGCCUGAGUGGGCCUCUCAGGUCACUCGUGCCCUGCUGGAGGACAGAGGGGCACCUCAGCCGCCCCCAGGCCCAGAGCACAGCAAUAAGGUCGGCCUGCAGGAGCCGGGGUGGGGGGGUGGGGGGGGCAGGACCCUGAGAUGCCACCAGGACCUGAUGGGCCAGGAAGGGCGUGGACAUGGAGGCUGUUUUUACAGAUUUUUUUUUUUUCUUUUUUUAAAGAAUACAGAAGGAGCCAAGCUUUUUUGCACUUUGUGUCCAGCUGCAAGCUCAGGGCAGAAUCAAGGGCCUGGGUUGGGAAGACCCGACUCACAGGAAUGCAUAAUUGACCCUUGCAGCUGCCCAGUAGCCCAUGGAGCUGGCACUGAACCAGGCUGCAAGAUUUGACUGCCUUAAAAACACAAGGCCCUCUAGGCCUGGCAGGGAUGUUCCUGUGCCCAGCACAGGGUGCCUGGCAGGGGGAGACCACAGGUAUGCAGGUGGGGGGACAUGGCGUGGCACUGGGGACUCAAAGACUUGGUUUCUAGCACUACUGGUCAUGGCCAUGUCAUCCUAGAAGGGUCCAGAAGAUUAUUUUACGUUGAGUCCAUUUUUAAUGUUCUGAUCACCUGACAGGGCACCCAAAACCCUCAACUCCCAAUAAAAGCCGUGACAUUCAGACAAA